AUGGGGCCGAAAAUCCAGCAUCCAACAAACAGCACCACGGCGGCGGCUGGCGGCGGAUUCCAGCGGUGGAACUCGCCGGUUCCAUACCUGUUUGGUGGUUUGGCUCUGGUGUUGGGCGUCAUAGCUAUGGCAUUGAUAAUUUUGGUUUGCUCUUACAGGAGUCCGUCGUCUGAAUCGUCGGAAGAGAAGCCGGAGAAAAGCGUGCACGCUUUACGCUCUGAGAUGGAGCCCAGAAUAGUGGUGAUCAUGGCCGGAGAAACCAACCCCACCCACCUCGCGAAACCGCUGGGCGCCGCCAGACGGGUUGAGGAAGUUUGA
This is a messenger RNA of Sesamum indicum (sesame), 318 nucleotides long. Its product is annotated as protein GLUTAMINE DUMPER 5. Gene Ontology annotation, biological process: regulation of amino acid export. NCBI's taxonomy places the organism in Eukaryota, Viridiplantae, Streptophyta, Magnoliopsida, Lamiales, Pedaliaceae. The record is from RefSeq and is a predicted model, not a curated record.